CGCGCCCCUCCACCUGAGUCCGUGACUGUCCGUCAUCCUCACCAUGCGUGGCAUGACCUUAGACCGCAUAUCACUGCGAUGACUUCGACAAGUUCACCUGCAGCUACCAAAUCUCAAGAGUUUGAGGCCAGUGUUAUUGCUGCUGCACAAGGCCUCAUAAACGUGCUAACGCAAAAGCAGUAUCAGCCCCUCAGUACAGCUCAAACACCGAGCAUUACAUCAGGCCUGAAGAGGUGUAGCUGAAGUGGAUCGAGAUGGCAGACUCGCGGCUCCAACAUAUAACGGCUCCUUCCAUCGCUAGGCAGUUCAUGGAAAGAAUGUUAAGAAGGCUUCAGGAAGUUCUCCAACGUCAGCCAGUGGAUUUUGAUUAUUUAAAUUUUAUUUUAAGCCAUGAAAUGGAACUUGUGCAUUCUUUUGCUAAUGUAAUACAACUGCCACAAGAUGUUGUUCGUGCCUUGUCUGAUAUUUUAAGAAUUCUUCUUUGCCAAGAGGAGCAGCAAAGACCUUUAGCGUCUUCAUAUGUAGAGGUUGUGGGGGGUGGUAGGGGACAACCAAAAUUUGUUGUAUCAAAAGAACAUCUGCAACACCUCAUUGAUAUGCAGCUGUCCAUCCCCUGCAUAGCUAAGCUACUGGGUGUCUGCAAAAGGACUGUGUUUCGACGGAUGCGAGAGGAGGGACUAUCAGUUAAGGGAUCAUACAGCAACCUGACAAAUGAGGAACUGGACAGCCUUGUGCGUUCAGUUAAAUUGAGGAUGCCACAUAUUGGCUACAGAAUGAUGAAGGGCGAACUGCAAGCUAUGGGACACCGUGUAAGAUGGGAGCAGGUUUCAGCGUCCAUGCACAGGGUGGAUUCUGCAGGGAUCUUUGAGAGAUUUACAGGCUUGGGCUGUGUCGCUAGAAGAAUAUAUUCCGUCAAGGGUCCCCACUCACUGGUCCACGUGGACACAAACCACAAACUUAUCAGAUAUGGCAUUGUCAUCUUUGCCGGGAUCGAUGGUUAUUCACGAAAGAUCAUGUACCUGGGUGCUUCUAACAACAACAAGGCAUCAACAGCACUUGGCUUCUUCAUGAGCUCUGUUGAAAAGUUUGGCUUCCCCAUUAAGGUAAUAGGAGUUAGAGGAGACCAAGGGGUAGAAAACGUUGGCAUUGCGCAUUGCAUGUUCAUGUUCACUGUUCGUGGCUGUGGCAGAGCAAGCUACAUAUCUGGAAAAAGUGUGCAUAAUCAAAGGGUGGAGCGCUUGUGGCGUGAUGUGUGGAUGGCGGUAACCUGUGUAUAUUACGAACUACUUCACAGUCUUGAAGAGGAUUGCCUGCUAGAUCCCUCCAACAGUCUGCAUUUAUUUUGUGCACACUAUGUAUUUGUGCCACGCCUCCAGAGGGACCUUGAGACUUUCACAGAAGGAUGGGAUAACCAUGCCAUGCGAACUGAACAAAACCUGACUCCCAAUCAACUUUGGACAAUAGGACUUCUCCAGAACCCUGUGCCUGCUCCAGAGAACUUAGAGGAUAUACAAGAUCUUUUCUUGGACUGCAACCAUGACAGCAUGACAGACGAGUCUGCCAGUGGCAUAAUUCUGCCACCCAUCCAGUGCCCUCUGGAGUCUCAGGCUAUGGCAGAACUAAGAACCGCCAUUAACCCUAUGGUUACCUCCCAGGACAAUGGCAGAGACCUUUACAAGGCUGCACUUGACUAUGUGAUUAUUCACGCAUAAACAUGGCAGGAUAACACAAAAACUAAAGGUACAUAACCCUAACAAAGAAUAGUGACUUUCCUGCCUCUCUCCAGCAUCAUGCAGCAAGUUUUCUUCAUCACAUUGGAUGUCUGCAUCAUCUCUAAAUACAAAUGAAUGUGGUGUUUCCAUUGCUUUGACCUCCAUUAUUUUCUGAAAAAACAGGAAGUCCACAGUUUAGCUAUUGUAAAGAUAGUGUUUUUCACAAUUUUUUUUUUUAUAACUGUACAUAACCUCAGACAUCUUACCUGGACAUGUUGGCAUCUCUUUUACCUGU
Molecule: messenger RNA, 2007 nt
Organism: Perca fluviatilis (European perch)
Lineage: Eukaryota; Metazoa; Chordata; Actinopteri; Perciformes; Percidae
Exons: 8
Coding region: 255-1712 (485 amino acids)
Source: RefSeq, a predicted model, not a curated record